UGACAUCAUCACAAAGAGACAGUGUUGUCACUCUUGAAAUGUGCAAAGCGGCUCUACUUCAUUUUGGUCCGUUUUGAGUUCUUCUUCGCAUUUUAACCACCGAAACUAAUAAAAAUGGCUGACUACUGGAAGUCACAACCAAGGAAAUUCUGUCAGUACUGCAAGUGCUGGAUUGCGGAUAAUAAGCCUAGUGUUGAGUUCCAUGAAAGAGGGAAAAACCACAAAGAAAAUGUGGCUGCAAAAAUCUCUGAGAUUAAAAAGAAGAGCCUCGACAAGGCCAAGCAGGACGAAAAAAAUUCCAAACAGUUUGCAGCAAUGGAGGAAGCUGCAAUGAAGGCGUACCAGGAAGAUCUGAAGAGGAUGGAAAUGGAGGCGGCAGGAGUAAGUCCUCCAGCUCCGACGACAACAGUCCCAAGAAAGCCGCCGCCUCAAGCGAAACCUAAAAAACAACAGAAAAAAGAGAAAGCGAGCAAGAUGUUCAGAGAACGGAACCAAGAGCCAGUCUGGGUGGAAGGGCAGUCAGAUGAUGGACACACGUACUAUUACAACUCAGUAACUGGAGAAUCUCGGUGGGAAACACCAGAGGGUUUCCAGGGACAUUGUUCCACCUCUGCACAGCCUGCACAGAUGAAGAGCUCUUCAGCUGGUACUUGGAUGGAAGCUUUCAGUCCUGAAGGUUACACAUAUUACUACAACACAGAAACAGGAGAGUCCAGCUGGGAGAAACCAGGAGACUUUCCUUCCAUUGUGCCGCCUGGAACCGAGUCUAACUGGGAGGGAGAGAGACAGAAGGAGCCUUCAACUCCUCAGCCAGAGCCUCCGUCAGGGGAAGAGGAGGAGAAGGAGAGCUCCAACGGGACCUCAACAGCACAGGAGCCUGAGGUCCCGGAACAGACCGGCCAGCAGCAGAGUGUCCCAAAGAUCAGCUUCAGGAAAAGGCAAGCAGAAGCCGAGUCCUCAGAAAAGGAGGGCGAGGAGGAAAAAGUAAGUGAUGACGAUGCUGCUAAAAAGGAUGCUGAGGAGACUAAGAAAGAGGAAGAGGUCUCGAGCACAACUGCUGAACCUGAGGGGAAGAAAGAGGAAGAGGUGGCACAAAAGGUGACACUAAGGGUGACACCGGCUAAAAGGCCGAAAGCCGCCACUCCAUACGGGGUCUGGGAACAGAUCCAGGAAGAGAAGGAUCCAUAUGCCAAUGUGGACCUGCAGCUGCCCCAAUGGGAGGGAGGCACAGUCAGCGCUCCUUCCGUGCUGCCCCCAGAGCCAAAACCCAAAUUCAAGGAACGCAUUAUCACCUCCCUGGGAGAGGAGGGAGGAUCGACUUCCUUCAGGAAAAACAAGACACAAAACGGCAAAUCCAGGAGCAUCCGACAGAGAGACAAUGACGACUGACUGGGACACAUGUCAACCUCCAACCAGAACAAGACUCAAACAAAUGUGACUGUUUCAGGAACUCUUGGGACAUCUUAAUGCAACAUUUGUAUUUUUACUCAAGAAGCACAAAUAUCAUUCAGUCGUGUAAACAGUUUCUGACAUAUUGGCCCGAGAAACUUAUCAAAGGAGGAAUUUCUUAUCCUAAAAAAUGUCCACCACUCCCCACAAUCCAUUUCUUUUUCUUUGUCAUGGGGAAGGUGUGCAACCCGUUUUACAUUCUUAUUUCAUGUGUACAAAAUUGUUUGAUCAUUUCAUGAAUUUCUGCCCCCAUAGUAUGUCGAGGUUAGAUUUAAAAAAAUAUAUUUUUUAUUUUUCAUAACUGUAUUUUUUUACCAUUGGAAGUUGUGAAAAUGCGGUGGGGAAUCUUUGUGUGAGCAUAAUUACAAUAUCUAUCAGUUCUAAUGUCUUACUUUCAUCAAGCAGUUUGGAUAGAAGAUAAUAAAGAUUGGUAACGUGAUGUCCAGGUUCUAAAAUA
This is a messenger RNA of Labrus bergylta (ballan wrasse), 1906 nucleotides long. RefSeq names its product WW domain binding protein 4 (gene wbp4). Gene Ontology annotation, biological process: mRNA splicing, via spliceosome. Gene Ontology annotation, molecular function: RNA binding; zinc ion binding; protein binding. Gene Ontology annotation, cellular component: nucleus; precatalytic spliceosome. NCBI's taxonomy places the organism in Eukaryota, Metazoa, Chordata, Actinopteri, Labriformes, Labridae. The record is from RefSeq and is a predicted model, not a curated record.